This is a messenger RNA of Prunus armeniaca (apricot), 756 nucleotides long. Lineage: Eukaryota; Viridiplantae; Streptophyta; Magnoliopsida; Rosales; Rosaceae. The record is from the annotation of a GenBank genome assembly.
AUGGAAGCAUCCAUGAGUUGUGUCCUUGGUCAGCACGAUGAAACGGGUAGGAAGGAAAGAGCCGUAUACUAUCUCAGCAAGAAGUUCACUGAUUAUGAGACAAGGUAUACGGUUCUAGAAAAGACCUGUUGUGCUCUUACACGGGCCUCGCAACGCCUACGCCACUACAUGUUGAACUAUACGACCAUGCUGAUUGCAAGGGUGGACCCGCUGAAGUAUCUCUUUGAAAAGCCAGCCCUCACGGGCCGUACAGCAAGUAAGGGGACUAAUUUCCCGGGCGAGGCUAUUCUAUUUGCGGUAGGCGAAGAAGAAGACGAAACUCCUCAUGAUUGGCAAAUGUUCUUUGACGGUGCAGUAAAUCAGAACGGAAAUGGAGUUGGAAGCAGCCCCUUUCUACAUGCUUGCUAUCUUAAAGCUCGCCAAAAGGAGCCCAGCCCAUAUUCCCAUAGCUGUCAAGUUGAGAUUCUUUUGCACAAACAAACAAUAUCGCAGAAUAUUCUGCGUGUAUCACAGGCGCUUCGCGCCCUCGAGUUGAGAAUCAAGGAGAUUGAUGUAUAUGGAGAUUCGUCACUUAUCAUCUUUCAGACAACUGGUGAUUGGAAAACCAAAGAUCAGAAGCUCAUUCCCUACCAUCAGUAUCUGGAAGAUAUCAGCCUAAAGUUCAGACGGAUUACCUUCAAUUAUAUGUCGAGGACGAAGAAUAAGUUUGCUGACGCAUUGGCCACACUAGCUUCCAUGAUCAGUAGACGGUAUUGA